This is a messenger RNA of Mesorhabditis spiculigera, 423 nucleotides long. NCBI's taxonomy places the organism in Eukaryota, Metazoa, Nematoda, Chromadorea, Rhabditida, Rhabditidae. The record is from the annotation of a GenBank genome assembly.
AUGGCGGAGCGUACGCGCGCGGACCCGCGGGAGAUGAAGCGCCGCGAGAGCCAUCUGCGUGAAGCAGUGCGGCACCGCGAGCUGCGCGACCCGUUCACCUGGGAGUAUCGAUGGAAGAUGGCCGCGACGAUUGGGGGCUUGGGAGCCGCGUCCGCGCACGCCUACAAUAUCUGGACGCGCAAGCCGUGGUACUAUGCGGCUUUCCCUCGGCUCGCCGCGAUCUCUGCGCUCGGCUACUUGGGAUACUGUGCCGGUGUACUUCGCGAACACCACAACAAAACGCGCGACGCCAUCGUCGAGCACUACAUUAGCCUCCAUCCCGAAGAUUUCGAUCAUAUUAAAGAUCGCAAUGGGCGUCCCUGGUCGAACGUCCUUCUCCCCUGGUACCCGCAUCGCUCGCAAUACACGAAAUAUGACGCGAAA